Drosophila suzukii is the source of this 783-nucleotide messenger RNA. NCBI's taxonomy places the organism in Eukaryota, Metazoa, Arthropoda, Insecta, Diptera, Drosophilidae. The record is from RefSeq and is a predicted model, not a curated record.
AUACUUAAUCUUGGCAUAGUGAACUUAAAAAUCGGUCAUGCAUGUUAAACCAGAACACGUCGAGUUUUGGUCAGGAUAUAGUCAUGUGACUCAAGAAUAAAUACUUUCAAACAUUUUUUAGCUCGUAAUUAUAGUGUUCAAUACCAAAAGAGGUUUAUUUUUGCUUAAAGGAUAUUUUACUAAAAUUCCCUGACUUAAAAAAAAAUGUUUUCAGCACUUUUAGGCUGCUCAUGUUCUACUUAUAAAAUACAUAAUAAAUACAAAGCUGAGAAAUGUUAUAUAAUAAAUUCCUGAUCAUUGCCGUUGCCUUCUUGGCCUGCGCCUUCGCCGAUGUUUCGGAGCUGGGUGGCUACGAGUACCAGCAGCCCGCUCCUGCCCCCGUGGAGACCUACAUCCCCCCUGCACCACCAGCCCCCGCACACGCCCCCAUUGAGACCUACAUUCCCCCCGCACCUCCGGCACCCGAGUACAUCCCACCCGCCCCCGUCCAGGCCGAGGAGCCCAUCAUCGAGGAGAUCGAGCAGCCCGCCCAGGACGGAUACCGCUACAAGACCGUCCGUCGUCGCGUCUUCCGUCACCGCAACUAAGUCCUGGAAGCCAAUCGUUAUUGUUAAUUUGUUGACUCGAGUGUAAUUGCUGAAUAGUACCAUCCUCAGAAAUUCACUUGGAGAGUAAAAAGUAUGAGAAGUUGUAACUGAACCCAUGUUUGUUGUCUUGUAUUUACUUUGGUGGAAAUCAAAGUUUAGAGAACAGGAAUAAAUACCAUCCAUUGAAUUUAAUACU